Adelges cooleyi (spruce gall adelgid) is the source of this 743-nucleotide messenger RNA. RefSeq lists its product as uncharacterized. The record is from RefSeq and is a predicted model, not a curated record. Lineage: Eukaryota; Metazoa; Arthropoda; Insecta; Hemiptera; Adelgidae. Bases 59 to 667 code for a protein of 202 amino acids. The transcript is spliced from 4 exons.
UGCAUUGCCAGCAUCAUCAUUGCCAGAUGAAUCUAACAAUUUUGGAGAUGGUGGAAUCAUGGUCGAUAGGAAAACAGCUUCAAGAAAGCCGAUCAAAAGAGAACACUCUAAGAACGAUGCAGUCGUGAUCAAUGACACAAAAGUUUUCAAAACCCAGAGCAAAAAAGUACGCUUUAUUGAUGAUGAAUUCAUUUUCAAUGGAAAAAAAGUUCCAAGAGCAGCAUUGGCAAAUCAGGGAGUUUCCAUAGGAUGUAAAGGUGGCGUGCUCACAAUCAACCGCAAAAAAGUUCCAGGAGUCAAAGCAAACGAUCCUAUGGUAAUCGAAUGGAAUAAAGGUAUACUCAAGGUCAAUGGGAAUAAGAAAGGAUUCUACGGGAUUAAAGGAAAAGGAAGUGUUGUUUUAGAACGUAAUUCAUUCAAGGGUUACAAUGACGACGAAUACGAAGACACUGAUAUGGAUCUAAAUCUUACAAUAGGAAUGUGCAAAGCAAUAAAACGAUUCUAUGUUUUGUUGCUGGAUUGCAUAUUUGCAGGAAAAGAUGAUUCGUCAGACGAGAAUGAACGUACAGAAAACAAUAAUAAUAUAAUCAAAACAAAUGAAGUGCCUGAAGAGGUUGUAGAAAAGCAAUAUAAUCCAAACAGACGUAGAGGGUCAACAGGUGUUUAAAUGUUGGAGCUGUUAAUUCAUAUCAUAACUACACAAAUUCAAAUAAUUGAAAAUGACCCUGUAAAUUUACAACUAG